Messenger RNA from Dentiscutata erythropus, 3687 nucleotides. The record is from the annotation of a GenBank genome assembly. NCBI's taxonomy places the organism in Eukaryota, Fungi, Glomeromycota, Glomeromycetes, Diversisporales, Gigasporaceae.
AUGGCCACAGAAACAAAAUAUCCAUUACAUCCGCACAUAUCGUUACCCAUGACUAUGAUGAGACCACACUAUGAAGUGGUUGUUAUCGGAUCAGGUUAUGGCGGUAGUAUUGCUGCUUCGCGUAUGGCGAGAGCUGGAAAACGUGUUGCUCUUUUAGAAAGAGGAGAGGAAAGAUGGCCGGGAGAAUAUCCAUCAAAACUUCAUGAUUGUUUAAAAGAACUUCAAUAUGAUUCUGUUAAAAAGCAUGCUGGUAAAAAAACUGGAAUGUAUCAUUUUUAUGAAGGAAAUAAUCAAGAUGCUGUUGUGGCUUGCGGACUUGGAGGCACCUCUCUUAUAAAUGCUAAUGUUGCUCUUGAAGCUGAUGAACGUAUUUGGCAAAUGCCUGUUUGGCCUGAUGAAAUUAAAAAUGAUAUGGAAGGUAUAAAAAUGGGUUAUGCGCGAGCCAGAGAGAUGCUUCAACCAGUUCCAUAUCCAAAACAUUUUCCUGAACUUCCUAAGCUUAAGGUUUUGGAAGAACAAGCGAGAAGGCUGGGACCAGAAUAUAUUGAAAAUUUUUAUCGACCACCAAUUACUGUAACAUUUGAAAAUCGCGUUAAUGCUGCUGGUGUUAGACAGUUAAAAUCUACACUUACAGGGAAUGAUACCACUGGCGUCAAUGAUGGUAGCAAAAAUAGUGUAAUUAUGAAUUAUAUUCCUGAUGCCUGGAACCAUGGUUGUGAAGUCUUUUGUGAAAUUUGUGUGCAGAGAAUCAAGAAAGACAAGGAAACUGGAAAAUGGAUUAUAUUUUACAAAUGGUUAGAUAAAGAACACGAGAAAUUUUAUAAUGAUGAUAAUCACCCAUUGUUCUUUGUUAUGGCUGAUACUGUCUUUAUUGCCGCAGGCACUCUUGGUACAAAUGAGAUUUUACUCAGAUCAAGAGUAUGCGGUCUUGAAAUUAGUCCAAAAUUAGGCAUGAGAUUUAGUGGAAACGGAGAUGUUUUGGGAUUUGGUUAUAACACGGAUUUUUUUUGUAAUGGAAUUGCCAUGGGUGAACAAAAUCCACUAGGGUUUAAAAAUGGCCCCGUUGGUCCUUGCAUCACAGGAAUCAUUGACAUGCGUAGAUCCGCUGAAAGUGUUUUGGAAGGUUUUGUUAUUCAAGAAGGUGUAUGUCCCAUAGCUACCGUUCGUUUUUUAAGUGCGGUUUGUCAAGCUACAGGCAUUCUUUCGACAGAUAUAUCAACUAGGCUUACGUUUGCUCAAAGGUUUUUAAAAAGUUCAAAAAUUUUCACGUCAAAGUUUUCUAAAUAUAGUGGUGCUUUGGCAAAUACUCAGACAUAUUUGAUCAUGUCACAUGAUGAUAAUUCUGGGAGGUUACAGCUGGACAAUGAUAGACUUAAAAUUGAAUAUAAAGGUGUUGGUAGUACGAAGAUGGUCGAAAAAUUAAAUAAAACCCUGGAACUUGCGACUGCUAAGAUAAAUGGUGCUUAUGUUCCUUCACCUUUAUGGGCGAAAGCUUUUGGAAAAGGGAUGAUUACUGUUCAUCCAAUCGGUGGGUGUUGUAUGGGCAAGAACGGUAGUAAUGGGGUUGUGAAUCAUAAGGGUCAGGUUUAUAAAGGAGAGGGUACAGAAGUUUAUGAAAGCCUUUAUGUGUGUGAUGGGGCCAUUGGACCAACGGCACUUGGUGUCAAUCCGUUAUUAACAAUUAGUUGUUUGGCCGAGAGAAUUGUAAACUUGGCUGCUAAAGAUCGAGGUUGGAAAAUAAAUUACGAUCUUGUUAAGCAACCGAUUGAUUGGAAUAACCCUGUCAAAAAAUGGCCUUCUUUUAAUGUUAAGGCAGAAGCAUCAUUAAAAGAACAUACUCAAAGUAGAGUUACUUUUAAUGAGUUUAUGAAAGGAUAUUUUUCUACCGAAGUUCUUUCAACCGAUUAUAGAGCAGCUGAAAUGCAGGCCAAAUCAUCUGCUUCUACGAUGCAAUUCACGAUAUCAGUAGCCGCAUAUAAUGAACAAUCAUUAUUUGAUUUGGAUGAAUUUUCGGCAGGAAUAGUCGGUACAAUUUCUUGUCGAGCUUUAUCACCUGAUCCUCUUAUAAUAACCAAAGGAAAAUUUCGACUUUUUGUUAAAGAACAAGAACAAGUUGAUUCACGUGCGAUAAUGUAUAAUUUGAACCUGUUAGCCACAAAUGGAAAAAUAUAUCGAUUUAAAGGGUUUAAGACAGUACUAGAUACGAAUGUACUUACAGCAUGGGAACAAGUGACAACAUUGUAUGUUACUGUAUUUGAGUGUAUAGAAGAGAACGAAAAUGAUUUUGACAAUUUGAUCAUUCAAAAUGAGGAUGAUGAUAUCGAUAUAAAUCCUGAGAAUCGAAAAGUUGUCGGAAGAGGAAUUUUAUAUGUAGAGUUAUCAAAUUUUAUUAAACAGCUUACUACUAUGAAGGCAAUUGGGGGUACUCUGGGUCACGAAACAAAUGUACUUUUCCGUUUCCUAAAGUACUUUUCAACUAUAAUGAUAAACCAUGCGUUUGCAAGGUUUCGACCUUUAUCAUAUCCUGGCCGUUUCCCAAUUGCUCGACCAUUUUACUAUAAACAUAGACCUCAAAAAGAAACAUGGACUAUAGUAUCUGAUGAUAAUGUUGAAACUUUGAUUCAUAGAUUCAAUGGCGGAUCCAAAGGACCUGUACUCUUGAUUCAUGGUGUUGCAAUGUCGCAUGAAAUGUGGACAACAAAUUUGGUCAAAAAUAAUAUCGUGGAUUUUCUAUUAGAAAAUGAAUAUGAUGUAUGGCUAAACGAUUAUCGAUUGUCUCCAACAAAUUCUGAAUGCUAUAAACAGCAGACUUUGGAUGCGGUAAAACUAGAUCAAAAGGCCGCUGUUAAUCAUGUGCGUAAAAUCACAGGGUGCGAUAAGAUUGCUGUUCUCGCACACUGCAUAGGAUGUGUCACUACAUUGAUGGGUAUCUUGGAUGGAUCGAUCGAGGGAGUUGGGUCUUUAAUUACGAGUCAAGUGUCCUUAUUUCCGAUAAACGGAUUUGCGGACAAAAUCAAACGAUGUCUUAAACUCGUUCCAUUAUGGCGUUAUUUAUUUAAGCAAGACAUUUUUGACGUUCGUACUUCUCCUAAUACUGAUUUACUGAACAUUAUCGUUAAUCAACUUUUACGAUUAUACCCGGUUCCACGUGGCCAAGGAUGUAACAGUGCACUAUGUCAUCGAGCAUCAUUAUGCUAUGGCACACUAUUUCAGCAUGAGAAUUUAAAUCAAGAAAUUCAUGAUCAUAUGGAUGAAUUUACUGGAGCCGUUAACUUAACGACAAUGUCACACCUGAUGACUAUUUCGAAGGCCAAUAAGAUUGUUGAUUUUAAUGGAAAUGAUGUUUACGCUACUGAUGAAAAUAUAAAGAAGAGAUUGGAUUUACCGAUUUUACUUGCAACACGAAAGUCUUACGACACCCUAAUCAGGACUAAUGCAGAUCAUAUGGACUACUAUAGUAUAUUUGAAGUUCCAGGUUAUGGUCAUUUGGAUUGCUUGUGGGGAACCAAAGCUUAUAAGGAAAUAUUUCCGGAAAUUUUAAAACACUUAGAGGAAACGCGUAAUUUUUAUGGUUACGGCAUGAAUGGAGGGGAUUCCAUUAUUGGAGAACAAAUUGGCGGAAGGUUGCAGAAGGUUUCUCUGUCUGGAAAUGGAUCUGUAAUUUUAGGAGAAUCCGAAGUAUCUUAG